ACUUUCUUAUAUUCAGAGUUAGGGAAGAGUUUCUUAACAAAACGGGCGAGAUUAAUGAAUUUCCAUUCAUGAGGGAUAUAGUUUUGAAAUCUUUUAAAACACUUGUUAGACUGGGCUCAAGAUAUUUUCCAGGAUUGUGCAAAGAAGCGUCAACAGUUACAUGUCCAAAUGAAUACAAAUGUGCUGCAAGUAAAACGUGUAUUCCAAAUGAACAAGUAUGUGACGGAGAGGCACAGUGUGUUCAUGGUGAUGAUGAACGUUUAUGUAAUUAUUCAUGCCCACACAACUGCACAUGCUCUGAGUAUACAACCGAUUGUACUGUAGAUGCUGUUGAUAAGGACAUAUUAACCUUACUGCAUAAGAAUACGCGUUCCGUAGAUUUGAGCGGCAAUAAAAAUCUUGAAGAAUUACUAAUGUCACCAAUUACGAACCUGCCUUUCUUGAUAUCAUUAAAUAUUUCAAAUUGUGGAAUAGAGUAUAUGACUGGAAAAGUGUUCCAGUCAAUGGUAAAUUUGCAUGUACUUGAUUUAGGAUUUAAUAAACUAGUCAAAAUACCUUCUGCGGCAUUUGUUGGUCUUCGGAAACUGAUAUACUUAAACAUGCUUGGUAACACAGACAUACAUUCAUUUGAGCCGAAUUCUAUGAUCGGGCUUUCUAGUUUAAAGGAGUUCGAAAUAACAGGUGUAAAUAUUCAAAAGAUGUCAUCUCGCACAUUUGCAGGACUAAAUCUCGAUACACUUUUGUUAUCUGGUAACAACAUAGCAGAGAUGGAGGACGACGUGUUUCUGGGAAUGAACGCAAAACUUCUUGACAUGGAAGCAAAUCAAAUAUCAGUUUUCGACAAAGGUUUAUUUCGCGGAGUAUCUGGGCUGUUAUCGUUACACACACCUGCCUAUAAAUUUUGCUGCAUUCGACCAACUUAUUUGGCAGAUGAAGAUUGUUUUCCUGAACGAGAUGAAUUUUCCUCCUGCGCAGAUCUGCUGCGUGUAUCUGCUCUUCAGACAAUGCUAUGGCUGAUAGGAUUAGUUGCCCUGUUUGGAAAUAUAUUGUCUGUUAUUUAUCGUCUCAUCUACGAUAGAGAAAGAUUGAAAUUAGGAUUCGGAAUAUUUGUGACAAACCUGGCAAUAGCGGAUUUUAUAAUGGGAGUUUACCUCAUUAUCAUAGCAAUAGCUGACGCAGCUUAUCGGAAAAGAUAUAUUUUCAUGGAUGAAUAUUGGAGGAAUAGUACCUGGUGUACUCUAGCAGGAUUCUUAUCUACCGUGUCAUCAGAGGCUAGUGUAUUUUUCCUUUGUCUCAUUACCUUAGACAGGCUCUUGGUGAUAAAAUAUCCAUUUGGUCAAAUAAGAUUUAAUACAAAAACUGCAGGAAUAGCAUCCGGUCUGGCGUGGUUUAUUUCCGUGACCAUAGGGAUUAUACCAAUAAUAUACAAAGAUCAUUUUGAAGGUAGAUUCUAUUCAAAAUCUGGUGUUUGUAUUGCAUUACCGUUGACCAGGGAUAGACCUCCAGGAUGGCUUUACUCAAUCGUCAUAUUUGUUGGACUAAAUUUUGUCACAUUCUGUUUGAUAGCUAUUGGACAGGUGGUUAUAUAUAUGGAAAUAAAGAAAGCUACUUCAGGUAUAAGACGCUCUUCAACAAGGAAAGGGAAGGCAGGAACUGGACGACGUAGAGAAUUAGCUGUGGCUAGGAACCUAUUCCUUGUUGUUUCUACCGAUUUUCUUUGCUGGUUUCCCAUUGGAUGUAUGGGUAUGAUGGCAAUGUCUGGUCACGUGAUUCCAGGUGAGGUUUAUGCCUGGACGGCAGUAUUCAUACUCCCCGUGAAUUCUGCACUUAACCCUGUUUUGUAUACUUUAACUGCAUGUUUGGCUAAGAAAAAAGCAAAAGAACGACGGGACACCCUUAAAAGUACCACAUUAAACUCACCACAGCGAGUUAGAAAAUCUGGACCAUGCCAUAGAGUGUUUAGAUACUUUAUCACCGAGGGAGACAAUCAGAAUCAGAUGUAUAUAAGCCUAAGUGAUGUUUACAACAAAGACAUUAAAGUCUCUACCAAACACAUUCUUAAGAUUGUUCAGAAUUUGUCGCACUGUUUAGGCUUAUUACAUAAAAAUUCUUUAAAAGUGAACAUAGAAGACAGAUAUAUUUACGUCAACGUAGUCAAUAAUAAGUUAAGUGGUGAUGUUCAAAUCAGACAUGAGCCUUCAGUUUGUGUGUCACAAGAGAUGAAACGUGAAAAUAUGUAUCAGCUCGGGCAACUUACACGUCGACUGUUAAACCACGUAAUGAAAACAAAAGUGAACGUUGCAAAUGGUACCGAUGAGCAAAGUGUAUAAAGAUACCAGUAAAGUUUCUUUCGUGAAAGGAUCUGAUAUUCCGAUAAAUGUUUCUGUGAAAUAAUUAUCAUAUUAUUUGUAUGUAUGUAUAUUUAUUGACAAAUCAAGUGAGUCCCUUCCAUGUAAGGAUAAGCUAGUAAUUAAUAAUAAUUAAUUAAAGGAAGGAAAACUUUGCUUAUGUAUAUGAUUUAUCUGGUAGUUUUAUAGUAUGUGUUUAUGGUAUUUUUCAUAUGCUUAUUCGUAACUUUGUCUAGUUUGCUUUUUUGUAUGCUAUUUGUUUGAUUUUAUGUAUUUGUAUAAAUUUAUGCU
Ruditapes philippinarum (Manila clam) is the source of this 2639-nucleotide messenger RNA. Its product is annotated as G-protein coupled receptor GRL101-like. Gene Ontology annotation, molecular function: G protein-coupled receptor activity; protein binding. Gene Ontology annotation, biological process: G protein-coupled receptor signaling pathway. NCBI's taxonomy places the organism in Eukaryota, Metazoa, Mollusca, Bivalvia, Venerida, Veneridae. Bases 69 to 2330 code for a protein of 753 amino acids. The record is from RefSeq and is a predicted model, not a curated record. The transcript is spliced from 7 exons. Gene Ontology annotation, cellular component: membrane.